Messenger RNA from Nipponia nippon (crested ibis), 2214 nucleotides. It is a transcript of the gene OTOP1, whose product is annotated as otopetrin 1. Gene Ontology annotation, biological process: proton transmembrane transport; inner ear morphogenesis. NCBI's taxonomy places the organism in Eukaryota, Metazoa, Chordata, Aves, Pelecaniformes, Threskiornithidae. Gene Ontology annotation, cellular component: membrane. The record is from RefSeq and is a predicted model, not a curated record. Gene Ontology annotation, molecular function: proton channel activity.
AUGGAGAAAGCCGCCGGUUCCCCCUCCGUGGGCGGCAGCUACCCGCAGAAAAACGCCGAGAUCCUCAGCAGCCAGUACGGCAUCAACCUCUUCCUGGCCGGGCUGCUGCUCACCUUCGCCUGGGCUGUGCAUGCCGUGGGCAUCAGCAAGAGCCACCUGCUUUCCUACCUCAUCACACUGAUGCUCAUCCAGCUGCUGUGGAUGCUGUGGUACCUCUGCAGGAGCUGCACGCAGAGGAGGCUGAUCCGGGACAAGGACACGCACGCCGGAGCCCGCUGGCUGAAGUGUGGGAUUACAUUAUUUGCAGUGAUUACUUUAAUUCUGGACUCUUUUAAAAUUGGAUAUUAUAUUGAUUUUUCAAACUGUUUAUCACCAACUGAAGGCAUUUUUCCUGUUACACAUGCCGUGCACACCAUCUUACAGGUGUACUUUCUUUGGUGUCAUGCAAAGGAUAUUAUCCAGUCUUUCAAAACACUUGAAAGGUUUGGGGUUAUCCAUUCUGUGUUCACAAAUUUACUCCUGUGGACAAAUGGAGUGCUAACAGAGUCAAAACAUCAACUGAAUGAACAUAAGGAAAGACUAAUCACACUUGGUUUUGGGAACAUAACAAUAGUUUUAGAUGAUCAUGCACCUCAAUGCAAUUGCACAACAACAACUCUCUGUUCAGUAUUUUCUCAAGGAAUAUAUUAUCUAUACCCCUUUAAUAUAGAGUACCACAUCCUAGCAUCCACGAUGCUCUAUGUCCUGUGGAAGAACAUUGGCCGCAAAGUUGAGCACCACCAGCAACACAAAACUCCAUUCAAAUUCCACGGCAUAACUGUUGGAAUGAUUUUUGGACUAAUCGUGUUAACCAGCACAAUAGCCAUAGUUGUUGUGUAUUUAAUUCAGAUUGGACGUUCGAAAAUCAAAAGUGAGUUAGCACUUACUAUGUUUUACUUGCAUGCCAUCUUUGUGUUGGCUCUCAUGUGUACAGCUGGAAUUGUUGCCCUUCUGAUCUACAGACUGGAAGAUAGAUCGUUGGAUAAUUCAAAAAAUCCUGCUCGAAAACUUGAUGCAGAACUGCUGGUGGGCACAGCUGCAGGGUCCUGGCUCCUCUCCUGGGGCUCGAUCCUCGCCAUUAUCUGUGCCCAGGCUCAUCCAAAAUACACAUGGUAUAACCUGCCCUACUCUGUCCUGGUUAUUAUUGAGAAAUACAUUCAGAACCUCUUUAUCAUUGAAUCCAUACAUCGUGAGCAGGAAAAGGUGAACGAUGAUAUUAAAACUCUUCGAAUAGUGACUAUAUCUCGGGGGAGCACUUUAUCACUUACCCCAUCAUACAAAGAGAUUUACAAUGGCAGAGCUACUCGUGACAGUGGAGAGGUACCCUGCCUGUUCAAGGCCAGUAUCUGUGGGAGAGAAAAUGGUGGUAAUGCCAAAGAAGAAACGAGUCAGGAAAGUAGUUCGGUCAUGCGUUCAGCCUCAGAUUUCUCAUUUUACAGUAGCAACUCAGUUACUAACAACAAGAGGAGAGUUCUGAAGAACAUCGCUGCAUUUUUAUUCCUAUGCAAUCUUUCGCUUUGGAUACCACCGGCGUUCGGGUGCCGCCCAGAAUAUGACAAUGGACUAGAAGAAAUAGUUUUUGGCUUUGAACCCUGGAUAAUUGUUGUGAACCUUGCAAUGCCUUUUUCUAUUUUCUAUCGCAUGCAUUCAGCUGCCUCACUCUUUGAGGUCAAUUGCUCAGAAAAUGUUGAUGGCAAUGGAUGGAAUAUCGUACCGUGCCACAAAUGUCCCCAUUACACGAUUGCUGCUCUGGCCUGGCGUCUUUCCCGGCUGCUUGCACCUCCUCUCUGCCUGACUCCACCACGCACAGCAGAGCUGGCAGGAGAUAACAUACGCCUGCACCUCCGCUGCUCCCAGCCACAGCCCAACGUCUCCGCUCCCAGCGCCGGUGCUGAUUUUCGUCCAGCAGAACCUUUUGGAACAAAUACCGAUUUAGGCUUCGUUUCCCAUCCCUAUGGAAGAAACCCCGCCCGCCCCGCUCCCGCCACGGCAACUUUCAGCCCCGCUGGCUUCCAGCGAGGGGCCGAGCGGGCUGUGGCCCUGCCGGUGCCCGACAGCCCCGCUUCCCCCGGCGAUGCCGGCGGGGGAGUAUUUCCCCGGUCCCCGGGGUGGGACCCCGCUUUUCCCUCCACCUGCGCAAAGCCGGUGACGGCUGCAAAAAGAUUGCGAGGGUGA